AUUCAGUGAAUAAACACAUCAACACAAAGGUCUAAACAUCUGGAAAGUCCUGGAGGAAGAGAAUGGCUGGACUCAUCUGGAUUCUGCUUUCUGCGUGCCUGCUGGGUUGUACCUCUCAGGACAUCACAGCUGAGUCUGGACAAGACGUCAUUCUGACAUGUCGAGCUCCAAACAACAACAUCCAGACUGUGGAGUGGAGCAGAGCUGACCUGGGAGAUGAAUAUGUCUUUUUGUAUCGAGACGAGCUGUUUGUUACAGAAAACCAGCAUCCAUCUUUUAAGAACCGGGUGGAUCUGCAGGACAGACAGAUGAAGGAUGGAGAUGUGUCUCUGAUUCUGAAGAAUGUGACGAUUAAUGACACUGGAACAUAUGAGUGCAGUGUUAAGACAAAAACAAAUCGCAGGAAGAGAGCAAAUCUGGAUAACAACAUCAUCAGCAUGAUCAGCCUGAGUGUUGUUGUUCCUCCAGGUCAGACAGGAGGACACACAGAGGGUGACUGCGUCGUACUGAUCGCAUGUCUGUUAGUUUCUGGUGUCUUUGUUGUCGCUGCUGUUGCUGGAUUUGUGAUCUACAGAAACCAUAAAAAGGCAAAAGAAGUUCUUACUAAACUUCUAAACUCAUCCAAAUAUCUCAGACCGCUUAUCAUUAAACAGUCUCCUGCUGCUGUUCCCACUUCCCAGUGUUGUCAGUGAACAUACACAGCUGGAACUUCACAAUGAAACUGAUUUGUGAAAUGUCACCGACAAUUAAAACUCUUUGUUAAGAACACAGAGUAUCUUUUUAUAGUGUAAUGGAGUUUAACUGUUGACCUAGUGUGUGAGAGCAAAGAAAACAGAGAAUUUUGCUGUUUUAUCAUUUAUUAUCCAGUUAUUGCUUCAUCCAGAUCACACAAUAUAAAUCUGAUUCUGAAUCACUUUAACUAAUCUCUCAGCAUUAUUACAAUAUUCUGCUCUUUACACUGGAUGUCUUUGCUGCAGUGUUCAAAUAUUCAGCUUAUUUUUACAACCUGUGCCUGUGCAGAUAUUAUUUAGCAGUGACCUGCAGUUGUUCAGAAGCUCUAACUUGAACAAAAGUUAGAAAAAGUUUGUUUUUAAUGUGACAGCUGCUGAUUCGAGUCUGAAACUUGAACUUGAUACACUUGAAGCUUUGCUGUCAAACAGCCUGAUGGAGACGACGUGGAAAUCGCUUCAGUUUGUUAACAGAUUAAAGUGAAAUUAAUUAACUCGACUGACUCAACCAUCACUCUUGGUUUGUGUUCAGCAGCAGAAAUGUGAAUUUCAGAGAUCAGAAGAUUAGAAUCAACAAUAAGAACUUUUAUACAUUUUAAUAAUAAUAAUAAUAAGACAUUUUAUUUAUAGGCGCCUUUAAGACUCUCAAGGUCACCUUACAAUAGCACAAAAAGUUCUCUGAAAACAGACAUACCUGUGACAGUGUGAUACUCAGUUUACACUAUGGUAAUGUUAGAGCUGGGCUUUAACAUUAAUGUACUCCCUCAGCACUGAAUCUAUAUGGCACUUAAAGCUUCAGCAAAAGUUACCAUGCUGAUUUAUCCAGGUAAAGUCACAGCCGCUUUCCUGGUACUGAAAACUGACUAUAAGCUAAGACAAUAUUUGCCAACUGAUUAACCUCGCUAGUAGUACGCUCCUCAGCUGAACUAAGAUAAUAACAAAUAGAUAAAAAAUCAAAUCAAAUCAUGAAAAUAAAAAUAAAAAUAAAGAUAAAGGCAAUGAAAAAACCUACUUACUCUUUCUGUGUUCCAGCCUCAGUAAAUUUGACACAUUAACAUCUGCUGUAAAAUGUAUCUCACCAGUGUAAGCUUUUUUUUGAUACCAAGAUUGUUUACAUGGACUUUUCUCCAUUUAUUUUGGGUUUGUCAUUUUCAAAGAGGAAGCUCAGGCAGCCUCGUUGGGCUUAACAGGAUAAACUUUAAUCACGGAACUUUUGGAAUAGGUGUUGGGAUGAAACUCCAUUAAUUAUAAAUGUACCAUGUGUGUUUUGGCAGUGCCAGGAGCUCUGCCAUCUACUGUCAUCUACAAGUAUUGUAUUGUACACAGGUAUGAAUAGACUCAUGAGCCACAAAAGACUGAAGUGCAACCUGAUCGACAUUAUUAAUUUAAGGAAAGUAUGAAUCUAAUGAGGACUUAUGAACAACUGCUGUAGUCUGAUCCUGUGACGUGUCUCUUUCAUUGCUUGUUGUUUAGUAAAAAAAAAAUGCUUGCAUGUAAAACUCAUAAUCACAAUAAAAGAAUAAAAGCAGAAAUGUGAAAAUCAUCUUCAUCACUGUUGUUUCUGUUCUGGUUUCUUUCUUUCUGAAGAAGAAGAUCUUCGUACAUUUUUUGAACAUCAAACAUUGAUUUCAUUGUGACACAUCUUUACCCUGCUAUAAAAAUCAGGUAUGUAAUCAGGCUUCAUGUCAGUCGUCCACAGAAUAAAGUCCUGAUGUGUUUUUGUUUGUCUGUUUCUUUCAGGUUGAAUUUAGCUCAUCACCCUGUAACAUUUAAUGCUAUGUGGGUGCACUCUGCAGCUCUGGCUGUUGCUGAGUGCAGUUUUUGACUGAGUGUGUAUCAGAAAAAGAAGUUUUUAAUUUUCUUAUGUGUCAGGAACUGGCAUCACCCUAUGAAGCAGUAUUGCUGCCAUGCAGAGUAGAGUGUGCACAAGUCAUUGUUAGUCAAAUGAAAUUUGUAUAUUAUAUUUACACUGGUCACUUUAAAUCAGAUCAGGGCUAGAGAAAAGUUUGAAACUCAGCAGUACACACUGUUCCUGUGUUUGUGAUGUUUGGAGAAUCAUGUGAAUGUUCACAAUUAGAAAUUCCCACCAAUGACCACCUUAACUCAAAAACACACUGGAAUUCUCAG
Molecule: messenger RNA, 2855 nt
Organism: Oreochromis niloticus (Nile tilapia)
Lineage: Eukaryota; Metazoa; Chordata; Actinopteri; Cichliformes; Cichlidae
Exons: 3
Coding region: 63-692 (209 amino acids)
Biological process (GO): immune response; T cell costimulation; negative regulation of T cell proliferation
Cellular component (GO): external side of plasma membrane
Source: RefSeq, a predicted model, not a curated record